This is a messenger RNA of Fusarium sp. VM40, 1416 nucleotides long. Lineage: Eukaryota; Fungi; Ascomycota; Sordariomycetes; Hypocreales; Nectriaceae. The record is from the annotation of a GenBank genome assembly.
AUGUCGCUUGCCAAAAGGAACAACGGAUGCUACGAGUGCUGCAAGCGACGUCUCAAGUGUGACAAGACAGAGCCUGAGUGUCUCAAAUGUCAGAAGAAAGGCAUCUCAUGUUCGGGCCAGGGUCUACGGUGUCGCUUUAGCAGCCAUAUGGCUGUUGGCUCGACACCUGCCACCGCGAAGCCGCAGGCCUUGACCUUGACGUUUAAUGCUGCAGCCUCUCAGUCUUCCUCAGAUCAGCUCAGUCCUACUCAAGCUGAGAAGAGCUUUCGAUGGGUCGAGCCUGGACAGCGGGUCAGGAAGGAUCGUGCCAGAAAGGAGCAGAGAAGAAACACCCAUGAUAGCCCGACUACGUUGCGGAAUAUGGAUUCUGCAUCUUCUGAUGAGAGCGCCUCUCCGUCUUCUGAUGAAUCUUCAUCGGAAGGGAGUACCGCUGUUAUAUCAUAUCCUUACAGUAUCAGUAUCCAUCCAGCGCUCAACGGGACGUCGAGUCCCCAGACGAGAAUGAUGUUCAGCCACUUCUCCGAAAUCAUUGCUUCACAUAUGGUCGUACUAGACUCCGCCACCAACGGCUACCGAGACGUCAUCCUACCACUAGCCUGCCACGACGAUACUCUCGCACAAGCCGUCUCCGUCGUAUCAGCAUUCCACCUCGGCCAAAAGAACCCCAAGCUGCAACGCGCCGCCGAAGCCGGCCACCAAGCCAUCGUCCAAAAGCUACGGCGAGAUUCACUUCAACUCAGUCCUGAGCAAGUCUUCAACCCUUACAUUCUGGCAACUAUCUUGGUGCUUCUGGUUGGUGAAACCAUCACAGGUGCUGAUAAUUACACCUAUCUGUUGGAAAUGCUCAACUGUCUCACGCAAUCCCCGGAUUGGAUCACCAUGCUGCCACCAAGUCUCAAGGAGUUUUUCCUGCAGCAGAUCAAGAUGUUUCAGCUUUUUGGUGUCCCUUUGGCUAAUGAGGCUAAAGGCCUCAAGGUUCUUACCGGCCCAGAAGCAUAUCUUGAUUUCAUGGCCUAUCCCGAACUACCGCUGGAUUCAGAGCACUACUUCAACGUCGAGACGAUCCGGUCUGCCAUCUUCGACGCAUGCAGCAUCUACCGUAGACGCGCCGAAUCCUCGCUCAGCGACGAUGAAUCCAUCCAUUUGGUCGAACAAUUGCGACAGAAGGUUCUCACGCUUGACUGCGGGACGAAAGGCGCCCACGCACUCGUCUGGACAUACUUUGUAGCAGCCGCCGAGAGUAUUUUACCGGAGCAUAGGGAAUUCUUCUCAAAACGGCUUGCGGAUCUUUAUAGUGUGACCAACUUUGGAAGUAUUCCUGCUGCGGUGAAGGCCUUGCGGACUAUUUGGGGCAUGCAAGGUACGCGGCGGUGGACGGCGAUAGUCAGCAGUGAAACUCCAAUUCUUAUCAUGUAA